GAUGGGGAAGUCAGAGUUCCAAAGUACAUAUACAUCAUAGCACAUGGCUUCAUUUUCCUGGCCACAAUUUACGCUGGAUACUGACUUUUAUCCUUUUGUUUGUACUAGUGUGUGAAAUUGCAGAGGGUAUAGUGUCUGAUGGGGUUUCAGAAUCGCGCCAUUUACACCUGUACAUUCCGGCUGGGAGUGCAUUCCUGGCAGCCAUCACCUCCGUUGUCUAUUACCAUAAUAUCGAGACAUCCAAUUUUCCAAAGUUGUUAAUCGCGUUGCUGUUCUACUGGACUUUAGCUUUCAUAACUAAAACCAUCAAAUUUGUGAAGUUCUGUGAUAAUGGGGUUGGAUUUUCUCAGCUUCGAUUUUGCCUCACGGGGCUUCUGGUUGUUCUAUAUGGAAUGCUACUAGCUGUGGAAAUCAAUGUCAUCAGCGUGAGGAGGUAUGUUUUCUUCAAAACUCCAAAAGAAGUUAAACCUCCUGAGGAUCUCCAGGAUCUUGGCGUUCGGUUCCUACAGCCGUUUGUGAAUCUGUUGUCCAAAGGAACAUACUGGUGGAUGAAUACAUUCAUCAAGACUGCCCAUAAAAAACCAAUAGAUUUGAAAACUAUAGGCAAGCUUCCCAUUGCAAUGAGAGCUCUGACGAAUUACAUUCGCCUUAAUGAGGCCUUUGAAGCACAGAAGAACAAAAGGUCAUCGUCUCCACAAGGAUCCAGAUCAAUUUGGCGUGCUCUCUGCUGUGCUUUUGGAAGACCUUUACUUCUCAGUAGCACGUUCCGUAUUCUGGCUGACUUGCUUGGAUUUGCUGGUCCACUCUGCAUCUCUGGGAUUGUUCACAAUGUUGGAAAAGGAAAUAACACCAUCCGCCCACAGACUAAAAUUCUUGGUGUUUUCUUUAUUUCGUCUCAAGAGUUCCUGUCCAAUGCUUAUGUUUUGGCUGUACUCUUAUUUUUUGCCCUUCUGUUGCAAAGGACAUUUCUCCAAGCAUCAUACUAUGUUGCUAUUGAAACGGGAAUCAACUUGAGAGGCGCAAUACAGACAAAAAUAUACAAUAAAAUUAUGCAGCUUUCAACCUCUAAUAUGUCUAUGGGGGAGAUGACUGCAGGCCAGAUCUGUAACCUGGUUGCCAUAGACACAAAUCAGCUGAUGUGGUUCUUUUUCCUCUGCCCUAACCUUUGGGCUAUGCCAGUACAGAUAAUUGUAGGAGUUCUUCUGCUCUAUUACCUUCUUGGAAUCAGUGCCUUAAUUGGAGCAGCAGUGAUCAUAGUCCUUGCACCUGUUCAGUACUUUGUAGCAACAAAACUCUCACAGGCUCAGAGAAGCACAUUG
This is a messenger RNA of Antrostomus carolinensis (chuck-will's-widow), 1319 nucleotides long. Its product is annotated as ATP-binding cassette sub-family C member 8. Gene Ontology annotation, cellular component: membrane. Gene Ontology annotation, molecular function: ATP binding; sulfonylurea receptor activity; ABC-type transporter activity. NCBI's taxonomy places the organism in Eukaryota, Metazoa, Chordata, Aves, Caprimulgiformes, Caprimulgidae. Gene Ontology annotation, biological process: transmembrane transport; potassium ion transport. The transcript has 8 exons. The annotation marks the transcript as partial. The record is from RefSeq and is a predicted model, not a curated record.